GAGAGACGCCAGUCCGCACUCCGUCGCUGUAGUAACGUCUGGGAAGGGGAGACACCGAGCCGCAGCUCACAUUCAUACUUCAGACGGAUAUCAAAGAAAAACACCAACAAACAACCGACUCGAGUUACACUACAUGUGGCUUCGAGCGUGAAAUAAGGCUGGAGGGAUAUUUUGUUAUUAACUUGACGUCGUUUGGAACUAAAACCUGAGCGGGAUAUAUGAACUCAACGGGACGCUGAGAAGGAGCACAAAAAUAACUUUUUAACUUAUUGUUCCUCGCCGAGGAAUUAUCGUUUCUUUCCGCUCCAACAGUGGAACAAGUAGGCUACAAGUCGCUUGAAGUUGUGCUGUGUUAUUCCUCAUUGUGGAGCUGCUGCUGCUGCGGUGUGUGCGUGUGUGUGUGUGUGUAUAUGUGUGUAUGUGUGUGUAUGUGCGUGUGUAUGUGUGUCUACGUGUGUGUAUGUGUGUGUUGGCGGUGAGCGAGACACCAGAGAAGCGGAGGCUCGUCAGCCACCUGACCUCCUGGAAAAUUAGACCUUAGCUAAUGCCACGCACGCUGAGAUCCUUACGUGGCUCAUUACUAAGCCCUCUGACGGAGCGGGAACAGUGUCCACCAGGCUGUUGCAUGUCCAGUCCUGACGCAGCAUUCCGCUCCUGAAGUUUGUCCAAUUCAAUUACUGAUAUCUAAAUGACGUGGUCGUGAUGCCAAGCGCCGGUCUAAUCCCGUGCAACCAGCCCGCAAUGCCUGCUCUCUAACCCCGCACCAGUGUGGCGCCGUGUCCCGGUCUCACCGCCAGGAUGAGCAGCACCGACCUGGAGCGCAUGUCGCUCAGCUCCUCGGCCAACUCCGUGGCCUCCAGCGCGCGGACUCUGUCGGCCAACGUGAAGAAGCUGCACAACGCUCUCAAUCUCCUGCUCAAUGACUUCGAGAGGGAGCAGUUCAUCCACUGCCUCAACGUUUACCACUCCAAGAGGAACGUGUAUGACCUGGUGCAGACCCUGAACGUCAUCCUCAAUGCGCCCAGCAAGAGGCAACUUCUGCCCAUGCUGCGGCUGGUCAUCCCCCGCUCUGAUCAGCUCCUCUUCGAGCAGUACACCUCGGAGGGCCUCUAUUUAAAAUCGGAUUUAGCUGCAAGCAAUGGCAACGCUGAACCCCCACCGGGUGACUUCCCAGGCGCAAGCCCGACUCCUUCGGGGCAUUUUUCCCCAAACAACCAGCCUGAGUAUCAGGUCGCGUUGCGGGGUUCUCCGGACAGCUUCAGCACCAGCAGCGAGGGGACAGCUCCCCUGGUGCCGCUGCUUGGGAGAAACUUUAUCCACGAACCGCCUGGAGAGAUACGGCAGGUCAACAUGAAGCGGCACAAGAGCAACGAGGGCCUGGGCUUCAGCAUCCGGGGCGGCUCGGAGCACGGGGUCGGCAUCUAUGUGUCUCUAGUGGAACCGGGGAGCCUGGCGGAAAAAGAGGGUCUCAGGAUCGGUGACCAGAUCAUGAAAGUCAACGACAAAGUCUUCGACAAAGUCACUCAUGCUGAAGCGGUGAAGGUGCUGAAGGGCAGUAAAAAGCUUUGCCUCUCUGUGCGCUCAGUCGGGCGGAUUCCAGGCGGAUACGUCACCAACCAUGUUUAUACCUGGGUUGACCCUCAGGGCCGAGGUGUGUCCCCUCCCCCUGACCUGCCUGAGCAUCGAAGCGCCACCCUGAGAAGAACUGACAGCCAGAGACGCAGCAACAUGCAGUUACUGCAGGAGGGCGACGAGAAGAAGGUCAACCUGGUUUUGGAUGACGGCCGGUCUUUGGGUCUGAUGAUCCGAGGGGGUGCAGAAUACGCUUUGGGAAUUUACAUCACCGGAGUAGACCAAGGAUCAGCAGCAGAGUGUGGAGGACUCAAGGUGGGCGACCAGAUCCUGGAGGUGAACGGACGCAGCUUCUUGAGCAUCCCGCACGAUGAGGCCGUCAGGGUCCUGAAGUCAUCGCGGCACCUGAUGAUGACGGUGAAAGAUGUUGGCCGUCUGCCGCAUGCCAGAACUGUGGUGGGUGAGACCAAGUGGAUCGCCAGCUCACAGAUCGCUGAGAGUUCGGCCAACAGCAGCGUGGCAAGCUUCUCGAUGGACAAAGGAGCCUCUGCGGCAGGAAAGUCUGGCUUCUAUAAAGGUGUAGCGGGCUCACAAGUGACCCUGUCCAGCCUGGUGAACCAGUCUCGGGCCAUGCUGGAGGAGCAGGCUCGUCACCUACUGACAGAGUCAGAGCGGCAGACGAUGGGCUACUACGUGGAGGAGUACCGGGACGGACACAUCGGAGUGGAGCAGCUCGUCGUGGCGCUGUUUGAGCUGCUUAACACACAUGCAAAGUUCUCUCUGCUGUCGGAGGUGCGAGGCCUGGUCACACCGCAGGACCUGGAGCAUUUUGACGGGCUGGUGCUGCGACGAGAAAUUCAGGCUCUCAAAGCAAGACAGGGGACAGGUGGAGCAGCGGCACACCAACCAGACUCCCUCUCAGUGGUGUCGUAUCCGGACACCCUGACCUCGUCUUCAGCCAGCUUCAUGACCAACACCACCCUGAGCUCUGCACGGAACGACAGCGUGGCCGAGAGUAAUGAGGGGGAUCCUCCGGAGAGUCUGAACACGCUGCUGACCGACAUCUCUCUGGAUGACGUACAGUCCACCACAGCUGACUCUCCCCCCUCCUUCAAGCCUCCGCCCCCACCGGGGGUGCAGAGGCGCCCGACUAGACGAGAUCAGCUCAACAAAUGCCCCUCGUCCGAAUCCUCCCAUUCAGGCUUGUACUUCACAGCCCAGACCUCUCACAACCACAGCAAAGAGCCAGGACGCACGGCAGCCUCGCCCUCUCUGCACCACAAACGAGAACACCCGAAGGACACUUCUCGGGACUACGCAGUGGUCAGAAAGAGAGACCCCCCUGUUCCUUCAAAGAAGGACCAAAUUACAUCUGCCCAGUUGUCAAAGGUCAUCCAGCACAGCAUCGGCCCCUUCCCCAGAGUCCAGUCCCCAAACAGAGUCACCAAACCUACUCCCCCUCCCCCUUCACCUCCACCGCCACCACCACCUCCACUCCCUGCUCCUCCUCCUCCACCCCCAUCUCUGCCUCUCAAGCCAGUUUCCAUGUCCAAAGCGUCCUCUGCUGGUGCUAAACCGCAGUUUGUUACAGUGGAGGUUCACAGACCCAACGCAGAGCCGGACGUUAACGAGGUGCGCCCGCUGCCUCAAGCUCGAGGUGGUGCCCUAUCUCAGCUGUCAGACAGCGGGCAGACCCUCAGUGAGGACAGCGGGGUGGACAUAGCUGAGUCAGGACACAUCAGCAAAGACAGCAGCCCCAAUUCCUCACGCACACACCAACCUCCAGACACGCAGCGGGGCGGGGGGGACAACCCCUCCAAACCGCCGGGCCUGUUGGAGCCCACUUCUACACUAGUUAGGGUUGCAAAGAGUGCCAGCACCCUGGGGAUUGCCAUUGAAGGUGGAGCCAACACUCGCCAGCCCCUGCCACGGAUCGUCACAAUACAAAGGGGGGGCUCAGCUCAUAACUGCGGACAGCUCAAGGUGGGUCAAGUGAUCCUGGAGGUUAACGGGAAUUCCAUGAGGGGCCGUGAGCACAGGGACGCCGCACGCAUCAUCGCUGAGGCCUUCAAAACCAAAGAGAAGGACCACGUGGACUUCCUGGUGACCGAGUUCAAUGUGGCUCUAUAGCUGAGGAGAGGAGGAGAGAGGACGAUGAUAAGGAAGAGUCUGAGAGCCACAGGAGUGAAAGAGAAUUUAAGCUUCUAUUGAUUUGAAUGGCACAACUGUUGAAGACUGAAACAAACCACUAACUGAUCUCUGAGCCCUUCUUCUUUCUCAUAAAUCCUUCCUCGUGUCUGGAUAUGUGAUUCCUCUGAUUUACAAAGUAUUACUUCUGCUGUGGACUUCGUCAAGGAUUCUCCUCAACAUGUUACCUCCCCACUGUGAGACUUUAUGCACUAAAUGGAAAGUUGUGAACCUUUCGUUCAUCCUUUCAGUGUUAUACAUCGUGGACUUACAACCAUUGAAACCCACCGAGACUUAUCGUAGCACUCCCGCCCCCCCAUGGUCACUUUGAUUGAUUUAUAUUUUGCUUCAAUGUGAGAGACAACUGCUCAUCUAAGACUGAUUCAUGCUCCACUUUGUAUAUGUACAAAUGAACAAAUGUAGAUACAGAUGCAUAUAUAUAUACUGUACACAUAAAGAUCCUAUAUGAAUUAUAAACCCCCUAACCUUAUUGCAUCAUCAACAUAUAGUUAUAUAUUACAGAGAUGAUUAGUGAGGCUAUCCUGACAAUACAGGAUUCUACAAAUUUGACAUUAAUGCUACUGGCCUGUCUACGUUUUAUCACUUUUUCACAAAAGGAAAUGGAUUGAGCCACUUUGGGCUGACAUAAAAACACUUUAAAUGCU
Molecule: messenger RNA, 4424 nt
Organism: Labrus bergylta (ballan wrasse)
Lineage: Eukaryota; Metazoa; Chordata; Actinopteri; Labriformes; Labridae
Source: RefSeq, a predicted model, not a curated record